AGGCAGUUUAUAAGGUGUGGAACUCUGUUUCCUCCGAGCCCACAGAAUUCAUUCUCUCCUGGAAGAUUCUCCGUGGAAAUUAACGGAAAAUCGCUACGCUUUGAUCCUUGACUUCUAUUUACACACAGUUUCUAGGUUUUCUGAUUGCGGGACCUUGCCAGAGGCUUUCCAGCGAAUUCUAGGGUUCGAUCCGUGGCAAGAUCGUUUGUUGAGUUAUUUCUCUGCUGGAAUUUCUUCGAAGUGGAGAUGCACACUGCAGUUGCCAGCAGAGUAAGUUUCGAUCGGAUGAACUUGGAUUCUUGGAAGGUGAGGAAGAAAAGAAUUCCCAGAUCUGUUCAGCCGAAAAGGAAUAGAAAUGUAGCAGAAGAGAAAGAAGCGGGCAAGGUUGUAAGACCAAGACUUCCUGAUAAGAGGCGGAAACGGUCUGAAUCAGACAAAGGAGAAGCGGGUAAACGGAUACCGAAAAGGAAGCGGAGUACUGUAAGAAGGAGAUACAUAUGCAACGAUGAAAUUGAUGAUGAAUGGGAGAAAGAACAGGAAGUGAUCAUGAAUUUGAAGUUAACAUCUCGCAGCAGGAGCAGGAAUUCAGAUAGCAUGAUUACUGACAACCCAUCAAAGGUUUCAGAAGAGGAAACAGAGCAUGAUGUGGAUACUGGUCUCUGUACACGUUCUCAGUCACCUGCUUCAGACUCAUCAGCUUCGGUUUUUAAAGACAAUGUUUCUGAUAAUUGCAGAAGCAUGACAAAGAGUUUAAAGGCACAGAUGGGGGAUCGUGCAAUUUGCCAUCAAUGCUUGAAAGGGGAAAGAAAAACUCUUUUAAUUUGCACUUUUUGUGAGGAAAACUUAUAUUGUCUGCAAUGUAUAAAGAAAUGGUAUCCCCAUAUGUCCCAAGAAGAUAUCAUCGGAAAGUGUCCUUUUUGCCGCAGAAAUUGUAACUGUGGCAUAUGCUUACACUCGAAUGGAUUGAUCGAGACAUCAAAAAGGGAGCUCACAACUUGUGAAAGGCUUCAUCAUCUCCGAUACUUGAUUGAGUUAGUACUUCCGUUUCUGAAAAGCUUAGGCGAAGCACAGAGGAAAGAGAUUGAAAUUGAGGCAAAGGUUCAAGGAGUGCUGCCUUCUGAAGUUGACAUAUCUGAGACUCUUUGCUCCAACGACGAGCGCGUCUAUUGUAACCACUGUGCAACUUCUAUUGUUGAUCUGCAUCGAAGCUGCCCAAAGUGUUCUUAUGAACUUUGUCUGAGCUGUUGCCAAGAGAUCCGUGAGGGACGCCUUUCAGAACGCCCUGAAAUGAGGUCACAAUUCGUGCACAGAGGAACCUGGUAUAUGCACGGUGAUGCUGUGGAACCGAACUCUUCCGAAUCUGAGUCUGGUGAUGAAGAAGCUAAGGCUCCAAUUAUGUGGAAUGCCAAUGAUAAUGGAAGCAUCACUUGUGCUCCAGUCGAGCUUGGUGGUUGUGGGGAUAGUGCUUUGGAGCUUAAACGAAUCCUACCAAGUUCAUGGAUCUCAGACUUGAAAGAAAAGGCAGGGACCUUUUUAGCCAAAUACAAUAUAGGACCUAGAAGGUCAAACUGCACAUGUUCAGGCAUGGAGACUGAUUUGCUAAGGAGAGCAGCUUCAAGGGGUGGAUCUAGGGACAACUACUUGUACUGUCCUAAUUCAUUUGAUGUUCUGAAGGAAGAAGAGCUUCUUCAUUUCCAAGACCAUUGGGCCAAAGGUGAACCGGUGAUAGUUAGAAAUGCUCUUGAUAACGCAACUGGUUUGAGCUGGGAACCGAUGGUCAUGUGGCGGGCAUUAUGUGAAAAUGUGGAUUCAGCAACUAGCUCCAAAAUGUCAGAGGUCAAAGCAAUUGAUUGUUUAGCUAAUUGUGAGGUGGCAAUCAAUACUCGGCAGUUCUUUGAAGGUUACAGCAAGGGAAGAAGGUACAGUAACUUCUGGCCGGAGAUGCUGAAGCUGAAAGACUGGCCCCCCUCAGAUAAGUUUGAAGACUUUUUACCCCGCCACUGCGAUGAGUUCAUCUGCGCAUUACCCUUCCAAGAAUAUUCUGAUCCGAGAUCUGGAAUCCUUAACAUUGCUGCGAAGCUUCCAGAUGGACUUCUUAAACCAGAUUUAGGUCCUAAAACUUACAUUGCUUAUGGCAUUAAGGAGGAGCUCGGGAGGGGCGAUUCUGUGACAAAGCUUCACUGUGAUAUGUCAGAUGCGGUUAAUAUCUUGACGCAUACUGCUGAGGCAACCUUUUCUGAGGAGCAGAUCUCAGCAAUCGAAGCUCUGAAACAAAAACAUAAGAGGCAGGAUGAAAAAGAACUUUUGGGUCGUGAUGGAUUAGGCAGUAAGUGCAGUGAAGAGCCUUGUGAAGGCAGUGAAAAAGAAAAUGGACUUCCAGAUGAAACUGGUGGUGCCCUUUGGGACAUUUUUAGGAGAGAGGAUGUUCCAAAGUUGGAAGAGUACCUUAAGAAGCAUUUUAAAGAAUUUAGACAUACUUUUUGCUCUCCUGUCGUGAAGGUAUAUCACCCCAUACAUGACCAAACAUUUUAUUUAACAGUGGAGCAGAAGAGAAAACUCAAGGCAGAAUAUGGGAUAGAGCCAUGGACGUUUGUGCAGAAACUAGGAGAAGCAGUGUUUAUUCCCGCAGGUUGUCCUCACCAGGUUCGGAACCUCAAGUCAUGCACAAAAGUGGCUGUGGACUUUGUCUCUCCUGAGAACAUAAAGGAGUGUCUCCGUCUCACCGAAGAGUUUCGCCAACUCCCCAAGAACCACAAGGCUCGUGAAGACAAACUCGAGAUAAAGAAGAUGGUGAUUUACGCGGCUGAAGAAGCCUUCAAAGAACUCGAGACAUUGUUGCGAGAUCCUCCUGUCCAAAUUUACUCUAUGGAAAGGUCCUGACUGAUUUCAACAAGAAUCUUUCCUCAUUCAGAUAGUUGGUUUUAUAAGACAGUGUUGUCAUCUCUAGUUUUCACUUGAUACAGAUUUGUGGUUAGUUCGAAAAGAUAAUUACAGUUUUGGUUUUUAUGUUUUUUGGA
Molecule: messenger RNA, 3017 nt
Organism: Tarenaya hassleriana
Lineage: Eukaryota; Viridiplantae; Streptophyta; Magnoliopsida; Brassicales; Cleomaceae
Product: lysine-specific demethylase JMJ25
Exons: 13
Coding region: 247-2880 (877 amino acids)
Biological process (GO): regulation of transcription by RNA polymerase II
Cellular component (GO): histone deacetylase complex; chromatin
Molecular function (GO): transcription coregulator activity; histone H3K9 demethylase activity; chromatin DNA binding
Source: RefSeq, a predicted model, not a curated record